Molecule: messenger RNA, 767 nt
Organism: Cylas formicarius (sweet potato weevil)
Lineage: Eukaryota; Metazoa; Arthropoda; Insecta; Coleoptera; Brentidae
Product: chymotrypsin-1-like
Exons: 5
Coding region: 1-588 (195 amino acids)
Biological process (GO): proteolysis
Molecular function (GO): serine-type endopeptidase activity
Source: RefSeq, a predicted model, not a curated record
AUGAGUCACUGCAUUGAUGAUGGUAUUUCCUCUGUACGGUUUGGCACAAUUGUUCUGAAUGAUGGUGGUUAUGACGCCCAGUACGACGUUAAAGUAGCGAGGAAACAUUUGCACCCUAACUUCACAGACGGUUACAAAGCAAAUGGUGAAUGGCUUUUUGCGAACGACAUUGCUCUACUGGAGUUGGAAAAGGAUUUGGAAUAUGGACCCAACGUACAACCGCUUCGAUUGCCUCAACAGGAUGUACCCACUCCAAUCAAUAAAACAGCCACGCUUACCGGCUGGGGAUACUUAGACGCAUUUUAUGACGAACCUCUUACCCUUCAGAAAGUAAACUUGACAGUUUACCCAUACAAUUACUGCGAUCGGUAUUUGAGCCCACCUUUUGACCCCGCUCAAAACUUAUGCGCAGGUGUUUCUGCUAAUGAUCAAGGCCAAUGCAGCGGAGACAGUGGUGGACCCUUGGUGGUUGACGCAGUGCAAGUUGGUAUAGUUUCGUGGUCAGUUAAACCCUGCAUCUCAGCGCCAGGAGUAUUCACAAGGGUAUCCCCUUUCCGAAACUGGAUAAGAGCUGUCUCUGGAAUCUAAAAUUUGAUAUAUGUAACUAAAAUGCGCAUAUUAUGAUAAAUGACCUUUUGAUAUUGUAUUUCAACAACAACUUGUUUAGAUAUCGUACCAAAUAUCGUGGUAAACUCAGUAUAUUACAUAUACUGCUGCACAACAGCAGAAAUCGGAUAAUAAAUGUGUUUGGAAUCUAGAAGUUGAUA